CCCGGCUGGUAAUGGGUUAAGCUACACUGGCUGCCACACCAUUAGACUGUGCUAUGGCGAUGAAGCCUUCGUUUCGUGUCGGGAACGUCAUGUGUUAAAGUGGCGGAGGAAUUAGGUGGGGCAAGGGGGGUCCAAAGCGAUGGUAGUAGUACACCAUUGGUCAAGGGAUUAUCCAGUAGACACACAGAGUGCCACACUGUUGUGAGGCGAAGCAGCUGUGGGAAAACAGAAACAACCGCACAGCAUUUUAAACAAGGAUCCGUUUAUCACGUAAUAAAAUGUCAUAGGGAGCGAGAUCAAACGCGGCGUGCUCGCUCAAAAAGGGAGAGAGAGUGAAAGGUCUUGUCACCUUCAGCGGGCGGCGAAGUGAACGCACUGCCGACGUGUGCAGUUCUGCGCGCAUUCUCACCACGAAGUAUUCUUGCCUUGGAGUUCUCCCGAUCGGAAAGAGAAUCAUCUGAAUCGAUAAUGCACAAGCAUAGAAACAAAGCAGCUCCCGGGAGCAUAUUAGUUUCGUCUGCUGAGUGCCAGCAGGUGAGAACGCCGGAAGCAACCCUAAAAAAGCAGUGGCUCACUGCGCGGGUACCUCUGGCGGCGAUAUAUUCCUGCGUGGACACUGUUUCGUUGAUUCGCUCCAAGCAGAUCUUGCAACUAUGCAAGGUUUACUAGAAGUGUGGAAAGAGAAGGAAGGAGCGUUCAAAUGUUGUCAUAGCAUGGGCGGGACGCCGCCAUAUCCGGUCGCUGUGCUGCUUGUCAACAGCGUAGUCGUUCGUCCAAGCUUGGGUCAGCGUGCUGCAUCUCAGUGACGGAGGGUUUUCCCGAUGUAUGCCUCGUUCUGGAAAUCACACCUUUUUCAGUUGCCGUGAGAUGCUGUGUGACAUCUUCAAGAAGGGAUGGCAACGCAGCAGCACGUGUUUCACACCGGCUGUCCGGCCUGCCCGUGCUGCAAUCGCUCGUGGGAUGAGUUGCCCGAUUUCCAUCCCGAUGCGUAUGUGUCCUUAGCGAAAGGAGAGUCGUGUGAAGACAAGCUUCUUCGUGUUUCCGGUAUUGUUACUGGAGCCAGGAAGCUCAGUUCUCGCCUGUUGUUUGUGGAUGUGUCCUGGCCGCUAGGCACUGGGUCAGAUGACCACGAUGGACGGGGCGAAGCUGCCAAAGGUUGCGCUCAGCCGGAAGCGAUGGGCAGUGCAUCGUUGAGCACUGUCACUAGUGGUAAUGAAAAGUGUGAAAAUGAGGUGUGUGUAAGCUCACCAGUUUGCGAAUUGCCAAAGGGAGAAGUAACGAAGGAGACGGACCGGCCGGGGCACAGCCUGUGCUGCACGGAUAGUGCGCGGCCGCAGGUGAUCUCCCUUUCACCCGAUGAGGGAAAACUCGACAUUCAUGCUACGGGCCACCGUCAAAAUGAACACCUCCGCGAAUCUAGACCGACUUCGAAAAAUCAAGCGGACACAUGUGGAGGAUGUAAGGCGCAGCUGUUGUUCGACUUCGCAGCGUUUGCUGGAAUUUGCAAGAAAUGCUUCUCGCGUAGAACUGGCUUUGAGAAUGGGCCGAGACGCGUUCCGUCGGUUGAACUCAGUUCCGCGCAGACCCAACCAACGGACAACCCACAGGCGUCCUCCUCCACACACGGCCUGGAUCUUUCAGACGAUGUCCGAAAAGCAUCGGAAGGAAACACUUGUCAACCACCCGCAGCGAUUUUCAGGAGCCUCUGUGCUCUGUUGCUCCACUCAGGUUGCCAUCUGUGCGUGGCAGGCAACCCCACGAGGACUAAUAGCGGCCAGCUGUCGCUCUUUGUGACGGUCGUCACGUUUGUCAAGGCGCCGCCUACUUUCGACGCGCUUAACAGACUGUGCAACAGUGUCCUGGAGGGCACCUUGCCGCCAGAGGCUUUGGCCGCCUCGACAAGAGUUGACAGUCAACCCCCCGACUGUUCCGACAACACGCCGGAGAAGUCCCUAGUACAACAACUGCUGCAGGCUACGCCGCGGGAAAGGAAAAUUAUGCUUAAGAGGCUUUGCCGGCGUUUGACAGAUCGGCCAGUAGAGCGAAUGCGACCUCCGACUUUUGGCAACGAAGACCUCGCCACCCUGAAUCUCACGAAAGCGAUUAGGACGAAGUGGCCGGUCACUGACCACUUCGACGCUUGCCGUGGUUUGGCAGACGCCACAGAUUUGGCCACACGCAAGAAAAAAGCAAAACCCAGAGCGUCGUCUGCCAAGGAAACAACCGACCUCGAAGAGUAUAUGACUCACAAGAAAGGUCCGCAAGUUCGAUGGAUGCUACAACAGAUCAGGCAUAUCAUCGAGAUUCAGCUCACGCAGCAUGUCUCGACGCCAGGCUCGCCGAGACUCGGAAGCAAGGAGAAAGAAAUCAGAUAUAGGUGUCUCGAUGUUGGAGGCGGAAGGGGAGACCUCGGAUUCGCCUUAGCUACUUAUUUCCCCCAGUUUCAUGUAACGGUUCUCGACAUUAAUGCCACGUCGCUCGCUGCCGCUCGUCAGCGUGCAGUAGAUGCAGGAAUUUCGAACAUGGAAUUCAUCUGUGAGGACUUCAGCCGCUAUGAACUCAGCUCGGACACGAUUCUGAUUGUGGGGUUGCACUCGUGCGGAGGUCUUGCUGACUGCAUUCUGUCGCGCGCUGUAGCGCUAGGAGUAAGCUUUCUUGUCAGCACAUGCUGUUUUUGCAAGCAUCCUCAUCUCCGAACGGAGUACUUGGUGAAACAACUGCACGACCUCCUAGAUGCACGGACACCAAAAGCGGUCGAAAGUGAGGAAAGACCUGAUCUCGAGAGCGGAGAGCACCCCAACCCGGAACAGUCCACCACUAUAACCGACCAUCCUUUUACAGCGCUAAGCUCUUCAGAGCUGAAGCCCAGGAGUGCAGCAGAGACGCAGCUGCAGCAGUUGAUGGUUAUUGAGAGUCAUCUUCCCCGUCUAUGCAGGCUGGCAGAGAGCAGCGACAGGACAGUCAGCCUCGCAGCCAUGCACACUGUGAACGCCUGGCGACUGGCCUGCGUGGACGAGAUCAGCAGACAGCGAAUGCGAUCGGACCUGAACGGGUGCGAGUUGCCACAGAGAGGUCCCUUGUACAGACAACUUUGCAUAAAGGCAUUUUCGCAAGAGUAUUCCCCGAAGAACCUUGUCCUUGUCGGUAUCGUGACGUCUCCUGUGAACUGAACUGGGCACCGCCAAGGUUAAUGAACUCAUCCAGUGUGCACAAUAAGAGGUGAACGGAAAUAAUUUUCCCAGUAUCUCCUCUAACGUGGCUUGGGAAAAAAUGCAACUGCCAGCAGGUACUACGUCUUCUAGGUUAGUGACCAAGGGUUGUAGGUCGGGUCCGUUGCAGGUUACUGUGUCCGUCCACAUACGGGGGAAAACCCGGAACAAAUUCAAUUCUUUAUUCGGGAGACUGCGUUUGGUACGGAAAACUAUUUUUGCUCCACGACCACGGCUGAUCGGAUUGGAACACUGUGGCCCA
Toxoplasma gondii ME49 is the source of this 3471-nucleotide messenger RNA. Its product is annotated as methyltransferase domain-containing protein. The record is from RefSeq and is a predicted model, not a curated record. Bases 894 to 3170 code for a protein of 758 amino acids. Lineage: Eukaryota; Apicomplexa; Conoidasida; Eucoccidiorida; Sarcocystidae. The transcript is spliced from 5 exons.